Cryptococcus wingfieldii CBS 7118 is the source of this 1488-nucleotide messenger RNA. RefSeq names its product CAMK/CAMK1/CAMK1-CMK protein kinase. Gene Ontology annotation, molecular function: ATP binding; calcium/calmodulin-dependent protein kinase activity. The transcript has 6 exons. The coding region runs from base 1 to 1488 and encodes 495 amino acids. The record is from RefSeq and is a predicted model, not a curated record. Gene Ontology annotation, biological process: protein phosphorylation; cellular response to oxidative stress. NCBI's taxonomy places the organism in Eukaryota, Fungi, Basidiomycota, Tremellomycetes, Tremellales, Cryptococcaceae.
AUGCCCGUCGAUAUGACUCCACGCCAUAAAAUGGGAAUCUCGGAUUUCCGAGAUGCCAUCCUCUCCCAACCGCCGUCCUUCAAGAAGAAGAAGGAGUACAAGAUCGAAGAGCUGUUAGGGAGAGGAGCGUUUGGCAAGGUUGUGCGCGCCACAUGGACUCCGCCAGGCGGGGAGAAGAAGGAGGUCGCUCUCAAGAUCAUCAACAAGAAGCUGGUCAAGGGCAACGAGCAGGCGGUCAUGGAUGAGAUAUCAGUCCUGAAAGGUCUCGACCACCCGCAUAUCGUGCACGUGUGGGACAAUUUCGAGUCGCGGGACAAGUACUAUCUUGCUUUCGAGCUGGCUGUCGGUGGAGAACUGUUUGAUAGGAUUUCAGAGAGGGGGAAGUUUACCGAAAAGGACGCUGUCGAUUGUAUACGCCAAGUCCUCCAGGCAACAGCCUACCUACACUCCCACAACAUUGCCCACCGCGAUCUCAAACCUGAAAACAUCCUCUACAAAACCCGGGACGUAAACUCUCCCUUGGUGAUUGCCGAUUUCGGUAUCGCGAGGCAUUUGGAGACGGAGGAUGAAGAGGUGGAGGAGGCAGCGGGAAGUUUUGGGUAUGCCGCGCCAGAGGUGCUUAUGGCGAAGCCGCAUGGGCUGAGGGUGGACUGUUGGAGUAUUGGAGUUAUCGCGUAUACGCUGCUAUCUGGGUAUCCUCCAUUCAGAAGCGACGACAGGAUGGGGCUGUUGGUGGAGAUGACUAGAGCAAAGAUCAUGUUUCAUGAUCGUUACUGGUCCAAAGUGUCCGGUCCUGCCAAGGAGUUUGUCAAGGCAAUGCUCGAAGUCGACCCGAAGAAACGUCCCACCGCCGCCCAAGCUCUCCACCACGAGGCAACGACCGAGAAUGACCUCUCCGACGCCAUCCGCGCCAACUUUGACGCCAAACGCAAAUGGCGGUCCGCCCUCCGCAUGAUCCAAGCCUCCAACCGUAUCCGCUCCUCCGCCUCUUCCCGUUCCAACACCCUCUCCCCCGACUCGUCCACCCCGGCUUCCCCCGGUACGCCCGCAAGAGAGGCAGCGCAGGCGAUCUUGACGCCGUUGAGCAUGUCGGAUGAAGAUCCGAUGAGCGAUUACUUGUCAGCGGAUGACAGUUCGAGGAGGGUGAGCUUGAUGUCGAAUGAGGGUGAGCUCGGGCAGGGGCAGGCGAGCGGGCAGGAUAGCAAUGGCGCGCUCAAGGGCAAGCCUGCUGUAGCGAGGCCGGGUCAGCAUAGGCAAUCGACUCUCAAGGCGGGCCAUGCGCGAUCUGGCAGCUUGCCAUUUGCUCUGCCAGAGGCCCCGGAGCCAAAGGUCGUCAAGGCCGAAGCGGACGAAGCGGCCAGACCGGAUAUCAAGGUCAAUGGCGAGAGGCAGACAGAGACGGGUCUGCAGACGCCCCCACCGACUGCUGCCGGUAGUGGAAAGAUGAUGGGGAGUAUCAAGGGGAUGAUGAAGGGGCUGAAUCUGUGA